This is a messenger RNA of Pseudoliparis swirei, 4509 nucleotides long. Its product is annotated as SH3 and PX domain-containing protein 2A-like. Gene Ontology annotation, biological process: superoxide anion generation. NCBI's taxonomy places the organism in Eukaryota, Metazoa, Chordata, Actinopteri, Perciformes, Liparidae. The transcript has 14 exons. The record is from RefSeq and is a predicted model, not a curated record. Bases 176 to 3475 code for a protein of 1099 amino acids. Gene Ontology annotation, molecular function: superoxide-generating NADPH oxidase activator activity; phosphatidylinositol binding; protein binding.
CCGUCCGGGACUCUCUCGUUUCAUGCAUGCAACCACCGUCUCCUCCUCCUUCUAACUUUGCAGUCCUCCACAAUUCCUUCCCGUGUGUGUGCUUUUUAUUUUAUUUUUGUGAAACUCAUCAUCUUUUCCAUGGGCGAGCAUCUUCUUUUAUAGCUUUUCUCUUGGGUCUGUCAAGAUGCAGCUCCGAAACGUCCUGGACGUAAACGUCGUGGACGUGCAGAAGAGAAGGAACCCGUCCAAACACUACGUUUACCUCAUCAACGUCUCUUACUCAGACUCCACUUCCCAUGUCAUCUACAGGAGGUACAGCAAAUUCUUUGACCUGCAGAUGCGAAUACUCGACAAAUUCCCAAUCGAGGGAGGACAGAAGGACCCCAAAAAGAGGAUUAUUCCUUUUUUGCCAGGUAAAGUCUUGUUUCGCCGAAGUCACAUCAGAGAUGUGGCUGUCAAAAGGCUGAAGCACCUCGAUAAUUACUGCAAAGCUCUGAUGAUGCUUCCCUCUCACAUUUCCCAAAGUGAGGAGGUCCUUAAGUUCUUUGAGACCAAGCCAGAUGACCUCAACCCUCCAACAGAAGACUGCGGAGGCUCCGGCAAACGUAAAUCAGGUCUGGACCCUUCGGAUCCCAUGCUCCUGGAUCAGUACGUGGUGGUGGCCAGUUACGCGAAGCAAGAGCCCGCGGAAAUCAGCCUUCAAGCGGGCGAGGUGGUCGACGUCAUUGAAAAGAGCGAGAGCGGCUGGUGGUUCGUCAGCACUGCAGAGGAGCAGGGUUGGGUCCCCGCGACCUACCUCAACUCCCACAGUGGCACACGGGACGACUUGGAGCUGGGGGCCUCGAAAGCCGGGGAAGUGACUAAGCGCCACAAAGCUCAUCUGAAGAGGCUGGACCGGAGAUGGACGUUGGGGGGUGUCAUCAGCCGGCAGCAAAGCCGAGAAGAGAAGUACGUAACAGUGCAGCCCUACGCCAGUGAGGGCAAGGAUGAAAUAGCUUUUGAGAAAGGAGUAACUGUGGAGGUGCUUCAGAAGAACUUGGAAGGCUGGUGGUUCAUCAGGUACCAAGAUAAGGAGGGCUGGGCUCCAGCCUCUUACCUGAAGAAGAUGAAGGAUGAUCUUUCUCCCCGCAAGAAGACGGUGUCUGGACCUGUGGAGAUCAUUGGAAACAUCAUGGAGAUCAGUAACCUGCUGAACAAGAAAGCCUUGAGUGAGAAGGACGUACAGAUUGAAGGAGUCCCGGAGAGCUCCCAAGUGGCCAAGAAGGAGAUCAGUCUUCCAAUUCCGUGUGCGGACUCCAGCCCUGUUAAUAGUCCACAGGAUGGAAAAAGUAAAGCAGAUCCUUCCUCACCGGCAGUGGCCCGCAUCGCUCCUCACCGGGUGGAAAUUGGUUCCCCGGUUCUCAGGCAAAGACCUCCUCCUCGAAGAGAUGCAACCCUGGGAUUUCAGUUGCCCUCCCCACCAGAGGCCCCUACAGUGGAAGCCGAAUAUUAUACCAUUGCAGAUUUCCAGUCCUGUAUAUCUGACGGUAUCACUUUUAAUGGAGGACAGAAAGCAGAGGUCAUUGAAAAGAACUCUGGUGGCUGGUGGUACGUCCACAUCGGAGAGAAGGAGGGCUGGGCUCCCUGCUCCUACAUUGACAAACGUAAGAAGCCCAACCUGAAUCGUAGAACCAGCACUCUUUGCCGCCCAAAAAUUCCUCCUCCAGCUCCGCCUGUCAAAAAACAAGACUCAGUGGAGACUGCACCUCCCAGCAGCCCCGGGUCUGACGCUCCAGAGUCCCCUGUGUCUGCUGGAAGGCCUGUGUAUGAGGAGCCAGAAUAUGAUGUUCCUGCCAUUGGUGAUCUGGACAUGGAGUCUGAGUUUGAGUUUCUGAGGGGAGAAAGUUCCUUGCUGGAUGUUAAAAAUGAAGACACUUCUUCCGAGAAGGGAUCCCACCAGUUCUCCAAGCCUUCUCCGGCUUCGUCGCUCCACAGUGCCUCCUUCAAGACGUGUGACUCGUUUGAAGAUGGCCACGAGGCAGGAGAGGCCGAGGGAGAGGGAGAGUGUAUCUAUGAGAAUGACGGCUUCCGGCCCUUCAGGGAGACGCCAGAGCGCCAGAGCAGCAGGGACUCAAAUUCCUCCAAGACAAGUGUCUUGUCAGAAACUGGCAAGACCGCAAACCCGACAUCAGGUGGAUGGAGACCUGCAGGUAACAAGCUCAAGAUGGACUUGAAUGGGAGCCCGUUUUCAACCAAAGCUGAAGAGGCAUCCAGUCCUAAGUCUCCUUCCACUGAGUCGACUCCAGAUUUGUCCGGAAGUAAGAAAGACCACGAGGAAAGCAAGGCAUCCUGUUCCAUCAAAUCCUGCACGAAACCAAAGCCAGUGGUGAGGCCUAAACCACAUCUCGCCAAAGCAUCCAGUGCAGAGAAGAUGGACAUCAGCACCUUGAGAAGACAGCUGCGGCCAACAGGGCAGCUGAAGAAUGGCACCAAAGCCAAAGGUGAGGACUCUGAGACGGCUUCAGUCGUCUCCUCCGAAGACUCCUUCUCUUCUCAGAGCACGUCGGAUCUCUCCUCCAUCUAUUCCAAAGGCAGCCGGGGAGACUCUGACCUGGAAGGCAGCAGCCUCUAUCGAACCACAGAUCCAUAUGAGAAAGUCCAAGAGUCUGAGCUCAGCUUCCCCGCCGGUGUGGAGGUGGAAGUGCUGGAGAAGCAGGAGAGCGGCUGGUGGUAUAUCCGCUGGGGAGACACGGAGGGUUGGGCUCCCACUUACUUCCUGGAGCCCGCCAGGCAACGAGAUGACACGGCAGGGUCUGAAUCUGAUGGCACCCCGACAAAACCCGGUAGCCUCAGCAAGUCCAACAGUCUGGAGAAGAAUGAACAAAGGGUACAGGCGUUGAACAACAUCAACCAAAGCCUCAAGAAGGUCACCCCACCCAUCCCCUCCAAGCCUCCAGGUGGCCUCUCCAAACCCAUCGGCUUGUUCGGUUCACGGAAACAGAAUAGCGCCAAACAGCAGCAGGUUGUGAGACCUCAGUCUGUCUUCAUAUCGGCCCCGAUCAGGGACGGGUCAAGCCCCGUUGGCUCUUUAAGGAGAAACGAGUCCCUCAACUCAACGGACCACCCUCGCGCCAGCCCCACGGUGCGCCGCAACGCCUCCUUCGGCACCGUGCCACGCAGCCUGCCGCCAAACAACAUAGGACUGCCCAACAGGAACAGAUCCGGUUCCGGUAGCUCGGAAUCGCUCGGCCUCAGCUCUCAGAGGAAUGCCCUCCCUGUGUCCACAGUCAAGCCCAAGCCCCACAUCAUCCACAACAACCUCAAAGAGGUGUACGUCUCGAUAGCAGAUUACCAUGGUGACGAGGAGACCAUGGGAUUUCCCGAGGGGACGAGUCUGGAGGUCCUGGACCGAAACCCCAACGGAUGGUGGUACUGCAAGAUUAUGGAUAGUGGCAGACCAAGGAAAGGAUGGGUUCCCUCAAAUUACCUUGAGAAAAAGCACUAGCACUCACGUGGAGCUUGCAGAACUCUGAAAAUGCAUGGAAAGACUAUUAACAGAUUUAUUUUGUGAAAAAAGCCAAAGACAUUAAGUAAGGAUUGAAAUCUUACCCGGUACCUUUGCCAAAGCGAACAGCCAGAUCCAAUUGUGACUUUGAAAUGAAGUACAUCUGGUAAAAUGAGUCUACAUUAAAAAAGUGCCUGAGACGUCGCAUUAGGAGCAAUAUAUUGAGACUUAGUGACGCAGCCAAAGAGAACACCCGAGAGAGGAAUAAUGCUUUAAUGAUAUUCUUCAGAUGUUGCCUUUAACUUGAAAUAAGAUCUAAUUGUGUGUCCUCGAACCUUUUUCUGUAAGUUUAUAAUGUAAUCUUUUUUAAACUUUUGAAGCAUUUAAAGCUUACUGCAUGUUUGAAAUGAUUCAUUAUACCGACAAUGCCUUGAGCUCUUGAAGUUAAAUCUUUUUCUCCUCCUUUUCAUAAAGAAAAUCUCAAUUGUUGCCAAAGCUGCUUUGUGUCCGUCCCACCAUGGUGCUUGUCUGUUUGCAUGUUUAAAAAAAAAAAUCUCUUUAUCCUGUACGUGACCGUUAUGUGAUAUAUUUUAUCCAUUUAAUUGUGUAAUAUUGUCCUUCCGAAACUAUUUGUGAGCAUCUCUGAUUAUCACAGUUUUUUUCCUACACUUAUAUGUAAAAACAAUCGCUUAUGAUCUUCCGUAAAAAAUAUUUUGGGGUUUCAUUUCAUUGUCCGAGAUUAAAUCUUAACGUCAGUGGAAAAAUUAUUUAUUCAUUACUUAAGAAUCAUAUGUUACUUGUUUUAUUAUUAUUGUAUGGAAUUUACUGAUAAAUACCAUUUCACAACUGCUUAAACAUUUCUAAGAACUGCUCUAUUAAUUAUGAUUACAGUUUGAAUUUCUGCUGGGCAGUAAAUUUGACAUUACUCUUCAGCUGCAGCAGAUGCUCACUUUUGUUUCAUGUUAACUAUGUGACCAGUGAUGAUAACUGAAGUGCCAAAAGAAUGAAUUUAAUAAAUGCACUUUUGAACAUUA